CAAAAAGAACAUAUCUUUUGCCUUUUACCAAAGAUAUCCGUUUGUAGCGCCGAUCAUGCCAUUCACUCAAUAUUUGGAAACCCUUCUUCUUGUCUCCUCACGGCGACUUGAUCACUUCUUUCCCUCUUUUCUUUUUCGAGUAUUCUGCAUCUCAAGACAGUGUACGCGUAAAAGAACACUGGGAGGAUGUUUAUCAUAGUUUGUAUAGUCAAUCAUGUCAAUGCCUCUCUACCGCUGCUUCGUGUAAGAAACCGUAGAAUGUGUUGACAAGGCAAACUGUAUCCAUCAAGCCAGACGACAUAUGCAAUACGCGUGCUGCCGAUGGACUCGACGAUAGAGCAACAGCGUAAUCUUCACGAAGAGCUCGAACGCCUUGAACAAGCCAUCUGCGAUCGUCUUCUCUAUCAACCACGCACCAUCAAGGACCAACUGCAACUCGACCAUGAAGUCGCCGAUUUCCUGCAACUCAUUCAAGUGCGUUCACAUACGCUCAAGGCGCUCUACGAUGAUACGGAUGGUGCGCGGUCAAGAGAGGUCGCGCGAUUGAGUGUCUCCAAGCAAGCAGCGACACAACCAGGUGCAGGCCUGGAAGGGUUUUAUGAGCAGUAUGCACAAUUGAAGGAAUACCACAAGCGCUACCCAAACGAACCCGUCGAAGACCUCGCCGCGCUCUAUGCAAUCAAACUUCCCGACGCUGAAGACGAAGCAGACGGCGCAGAAGACCGGAUAUCACGGCUCUUCAGCGGUGAAGAGGGAUUCGGUCGUUUCUUUGACUUGAACACCUUGCAUGCACAGUUUUGCAAUCUCAAGCGCAAUCGACCUGUUUCUUAUACGCGUUACUUGGAGACGUUUGAUGAUUUUGAGGCAUUCCCUGCAGCGGUGAAGCAGGAUCCUACGUACCCGGCGUACUUGGCAGCGUUGCUAGGCUAUCUCAUUUCAUUCUAUCGACGGGCCGUGCCAUUGGAUGUGCAUGAGCAGGUUCUUGGAGAGAUGGAAAAGGCCUUUGACGAAGCACGCAAGGAAAGCCAUGUGAAUGGCAGUCUGCAACCAACACAACCUGCUGCAGAAGAAGGCAUCUGGUGUGAGAUUUGUCAGAAGCGGUAUGCCAAACAAACAGUGUAUGAUGGUCAUCUCAAGUCCAAGAAGCAUCAAGCUGGGCUUGCCAAGCAGGGCAAGAUGGUUGAUACAACAGCAACAGGCGACAGUAUACCAGGCAUGUAUGAUGAUACCAAGACGGCUGUUGCGAAACGCGAGUACCUGAUUCAUGAGCUUGCCGUGAAGUUUAGCAGCAACAAGCAAGCGACACGCGCAAACGUUGUACGGAAACAAACACUCACAGAUCGGGAAUGGGUACAAGAGCAGGAGCAAGCUCUGUACGCGCCGCUUGCAGCACGCCAGCACGUUGGCGCCGAUGGGACGAUGCAAGAGGUUGAUGAAACAGAAGAUGCUGGGGAAAAGUUUUAUAACCCACUCAAGCUACCGCUUGGAUGGGAUGGUAAGCCGAUUCCAUUUUGGCUAUGGCGAUUACAUGGGUUGGGUGUUGAGUACAGUUGUGAGAUUUGUGGCAAUCACACGUAUGCUGGACGCCGCGCGUUUGACAAGCAUUUCAAUGAAGCACGGCACUUGCAUGGUCUGCGGUGUUUGGGUAUUGAGAAUGGAGGAUUGCUGUAUGACCAGAUUACGCAGAUUCAGGAUGCGUUGAACUUGGCACAGCGGCUGGAGGAGGUGCGUGACGCUGAGCGGAAGAAGAUGGAUGCUGCGGUUGAGAUGGAGGAUGAGAGUGGCAAUGUGAUGAGCGAGAAGGUGUACAAGGAUCUGGUUGCACAGGGGAUUUUGUAACCAGAUGCUGUCGCCUACUGCCUGUUGCCUUGGAGAUAUAAUAUAUUUGUUAGGAAUUCAAGUGCAUCCCCUGAUCACUUGCUUCCGCUGUUAUCUCUCUGCCACGUCAGCACUCAUG
Protomyces lactucae-debilis is the source of this 1957-nucleotide messenger RNA. RefSeq names its product putative splicing factor 3a subunit 3. Gene Ontology annotation, biological process: mRNA splicing, via spliceosome. Gene Ontology annotation, molecular function: zinc ion binding; RNA binding. The transcript has a single exon. Gene Ontology annotation, cellular component: spliceosomal complex; nucleus. Lineage: Eukaryota; Fungi; Ascomycota; Taphrinomycetes; Taphrinales; Protomycetaceae. Bases 322 to 1839 code for a protein of 505 amino acids. The record is from RefSeq and is a predicted model, not a curated record.